Messenger RNA from Liolophura sinensis, 5499 nucleotides. Its product is annotated as glycogen [starch] synthase-like. Gene Ontology annotation, biological process: glycogen biosynthetic process. Gene Ontology annotation, molecular function: alpha-1,4-glucan glucosyltransferase (UDP-glucose donor) activity. Bases 2 to 2107 code for a protein of 701 amino acids. The transcript is spliced from 15 exons. Lineage: Eukaryota; Metazoa; Mollusca; Polyplacophora; Chitonida; Chitonidae. The record is from RefSeq and is a predicted model, not a curated record. Gene Ontology annotation, cellular component: cytoplasm.
GAUGCGGAGACGGAACAGUUUCUUUCGAUCUCUUAAAAAUGUCGAGCCUGAUCUGGACGACUGUCUCAUGGACAGGGGUGCAACGGCCGCUGCAGAGAAUCUGUGGGCUUUCGAAGUUGCAUGGGAAGUGGCAAAUAAAGUUGGAGGCAUCUACCAGGUGAUCAAGUCCAAAGCACCAAUAACAGUAGAAGAACUAGGAGAACAGUACUGCUUGUUGGGACCUUACAACGAGUCUUGUGUCAGGACAGAGGUGGAUAUCCUCGAGCCUCAUCACUAUGUCUUUCAGGAAAGCAUUCAGCAGAUGAGAGAUGCAGGAAUCAAGGUUGUAUUUGGUAGAUGGUUGAUAGAUGGCUACCCCAAGGUCAUCCUGUUUGACAUUGGAUCGGCAGCCUGGAAAUUGGAUGAGUUUAAGCAUGAGUUGUGGGAGGCGGCAAACAUUGGUAUACCCUGGCAUGACAGAGAAUCUAACGAUGCUGUCAUUUUUGGAGCCCUGGUGGCUUGGUUUUUAGGGGAGUUUCGCAAAAAUUUAGAUGGCACACCGCUGAUUGUUACAAAUUUCCAUGAAUGGCUGGCUGGUGUUGGGUUGAUAUAUGCAAGGACACGCAAACUUGACAUCAGUACCAUCUUUACGACACACGCCACACUGCUGGGACGUUACCUGUGUGCAGGCUCCUGUGAUUUCUAUAACAACCUUGAUAAGGCCAAAGAAUAUGCAGACUCUGGUUCAUCUAUAUCUUUGUUCAACCUGGAUAAAGAGGCAGGUGAUAGGCAGAUCUACCACAGGUACUGCAUGGAAAGGUCAGCUGUCCACUGUGCUCAUGUCUUCACCACGGUGUCAGAGAUCACAGGUGUGGAGGCAGAAAGUCUCCUGAUGAGGAAACCUGAUGUUAUUACACCGAAUGGGUUAAAUGUGAUCAAGUUCAGCGCCCUUCACGAGUUCCAAAACCUUCAUGCUAAAGCUAAAGAAAGAAUCCAUGAUUUUGUACGAGGACAUUUUCAUGGACAUUACGAUUUUGAUUUGGACAAAACCCUCUAUUUCUUCACUGCUGGCAGAUAUGAGUUUUCCAAUAAAGGGGCAGAUAUGUUUAUAGAGUCCUUAGCUAGACUAAAUCAUUAUUUAAAGUCUAUACACUCUGAAAUGACAGUGGUAGCCUUUCUGAUCUUCCCAGCACGAACAAAUAACUUCAACAUCGAGUCUCUCAGGGGUCAGGCUAUAGCCAAACAACUUAAGGAUACAGUGGCCACAGUCCAGAAGGACAUAGGGCGGAGGCUGUUUGAGACUUGCCUACGAGGAGAAAUUCCAACUGGUGAUGAUAUUAUCAAACAAGAGGACAUUGUGAAGUUAAAGAGGUGUAUAUACUCAGCCCAUAGGAGUAGUCUUCCCCCAGUCUGUACUCACAAUGUAGUCAAUGACCAAGAGGAUCCAGUCCUAAACACUAUCCGCAGAUGUCAGCUCUUCAACAACAGGCAUGACAGGGUCAAGGUAAUAUUUCACCCAGAGUUCCUCAAUUCCACCAACCCUCUCCUGGGUAUGGACUACGAUGAGUUUGUCAGAGGGUGCCAUCUGGGUGUCUUCCCUUCAUACUAUGAACCCUGGGGCUAUACUCCUGCGGAGUGUACAGUGAUGGGUAUCCCCAGCAUCACCACUAACCUCUCCGGCUUUGGAUGCUUUAUGGAUGAGCAUGUGUCAGACACAAAGUCAUACGGCAUAUACAUCGUAGACAGGCGUAAGAAGAGUGCAGAGGAAUCUGUACAGCAACUGGCUCAGUAUAUGUUUGAUUUUUCCUGCCUCUCAAGACGACAAAGGAUCAUUCAGAGAAACAGGACAGAGCGCCUAAGCGAGUUGCUAGAUUGGAGAAACUUAGGUGUGUAUUAUAGAAAAGCUCGUCAGCUGGCUCUGACAAAAACCCAUCCAGAGCGCUUCUCAGAGGACAGCAGUACGGCUAAGAAGUUCCGGUACCCUCGUCCUGCAUCUGAGCCGUCGUCACCGUCUGCAUCACGCUCAGCCACCCCCCAGCCAUCAGACGAUGAGGGCGACCCGUCUGGUCACAGUGAGGAGGACGAGGAGUUUGAGAUACAGGAGAUGGAGCGUACUGGGGAGCCAUGAACAUGUGGGGAACUGUAGACAGCUGGGAACACGAGGGGUACUGUAGACUGGUGAGGAACUGAGGUCAGAGGGGUGCUGUGGAGGAACCAUACACAGGUGGAGAACUCUGCAUGUGAUGUCCAGCCACUGCAGUAUUCAUACUGAAACAAUCUUAUGUCUAUUUAUCUUUAAGGAUUUAGUAAAGCCGCUCUCUUUGUACCACUCUGAACCAAUCUUCUAAAUAACUACAUAAAGUGAGUAUAUAUAAAUCAAGCAUAAACAGUUGUACCGCUGUGAUGGUUUGUUGAAGGGUCAAAUGUGGUUACAUUGUGGAUUGUUAGAGAUAAUAUAUUUUUUUUCUCAGCAAUUGUGUCUAAAGUGAAAAUGAUUUUGUCAUACCUGACACCAUAAAAUAUUGUACACUAUCCUGACAUUUUGCCAAUUGAAAUGAUAUUAACUGAGUCUACUGUUUAUUUCUGUUUAACAUCCAGAAAUUGAUGCACAUGUAUUUACACUAAGGUUAUGCUUGAAGUGUAACGAUCUAGUUAUGUUUCACACGUCAUGUGUUUGGAAAGGUGUUAAGAAUAGAACUACAUUGUCAUUAAAUUUAGAAACUACAAGAAGUCUUGUAGAUGGAGAAAUCCCCUCAGUAAACUUACCUUUUUAAGAAGUGAGGAUACAUGUACUAGAGCUGCCCUAGUUGCUGGUGACUGAGUGGUGUGGCCUUGUUUUAUAUACGCGUUUGUCUAGUUUUUAAUUACACACAGACGCAAUCUUCCCAGUGUCAUAUUGGACCAGUAGUAAAAAAGAACAAUAUGUAGGGAAUCAGUCAAUGAAAAACCUUAAAAUAUCAGGGGUUUUUUUAUUAUUAUUUUUAUUGGAAAUAUUCACCUGUGCUUUUUUUGUGGCUUGAUGCAUAUUUUAAAUACUGGGUUUGUUUGGUUUUAUGGAUUGUGAAUUAACAAAAAAAAAGAACAACACACAUUGGAUGCUACUUUUCUUGCUUUUCUCAUAAGCUUUUAUUAAUACUAACAUUUGUGUACAUGUAACAUUAUACGGUAAUUAUACAUUGUAAGACUGCUUCAUGUUUGUUAUUAAGGUCAAGCAUAUUUCAAUGUUAUAGUACGAACACUGCACUUUUGUUACAUUACCCACCAAUAGAAGCUUUGUUGUAUACAUGUAUCUAUUUAGGAUAGCCUAUAUACAUUAUAAAAUACAUGAAUAGUAAUUGUGUACUGCUAUUGGAAAUUAAAAUGUUUUUUCAUAAAGUAAAAUCUAACCCUGCUAACAUUUCUAACAGUCAGAUCUUCUGAUCAGUCAUUAGCUGACCUGAAGCACCAAUUGCCAUAUAACCCUUUGUAGUUUGAAGUCUUUUUAUAUGUAAAUGUUUCACAUUUGUUUCAUCAACCAUGAUGUUAUUUACAGCAACACCGUGGAGACCACUUACUGCUGAUCAUUAUCACAUACUGUAUUUUUGGUCCCUCCGCAUUUACAUCUACUGCCACAAAAAGAGAUGAUAGUCCUAAAAAGAAAUAAUUUCUUCUAAUUAUUUUAUUUUGUAGAGAUCUUAUGUUUUGAAACUUGUUUUUGUUUUAUGAACUUGUGAUAAAAAUUGUUGUUUUGUUUUUCUUCAAAAUGUACAAUUUACUUCUUAUUCUUAGACUAGAAGUUCCAGUAUUACUGUCCCUCAAUCAGACAUAUGGGACACACUCCAUGCAGUGCAUGCAUCGCUCUCUACCUUUUGCUGUACAUCACUGCCACCACUGGCAAAUUUUGUACAGAAAUCUUGAACAAUGCCGAGGUUAAUGGGGUCAAGGUGAUGAGGCAGGAAGUGAUGUCAGAAUACUUUAAAACUCUGCCUCAAUCUUGAUUUCUAAUAAUGUUUCAUACACAUGCAUUCUCUUUAUCUGAAGUAUGCACAGCAUGUUUUUAACGAUCACCUGAAACAGUUUUGUCGAUGAAUUAAGUAGUUCCGUGAGGGGACACCAUUGGUCUAAGUGCAUUGCACUGACUGAUCCCAAGGUCAAGCUUGUCUAGUGGUGCCAGUGAUGCAAAACAAGGGUAGAGCGCUGUAAGGAGUAUGAAUGUGAGUGUGUAUUAUCAUGCAGACUUUUUAGUCAAGAUACCUCAGUUACAAUUUCCCCACCAUUUAUUGGUUGGUUGGUAACUAUUUCUGUUUGGUUAUUCAUUGCGUGACAAGCAGCCCAACAGUCUCAGUGUAUAAUGAAGAGCAUAUGGUGACUUUUAACAACAGCCUUCAUCUUCGAUGCAUAGUGAACAGAAUAAAUGAGGGCAAAGUCCGCUGCUGAUCAAUAUGCAAGUGUUUUAUGGUGACAUCAGUGUCUGAUCAAUAUUAAGUUAAUAUCUUUGUUCCAGUCCAAUCAGGCACUGUGAGAAAUGUUAUGAUCAGAUAUUAGCCAAAGGUGUAUGUGAACGUAACAAUGCUCAUUGCAUUUUUCAUGAUUUGAGAAUAGUACAAAAGUCCAUGCAAUCUUAAUGUGAUGUUUUUGGGUGGAACAUCGUGUCCAGUAUGUCACAUUUACAUCACAGAUACAUUGUUAGUUGUAUUAAGGGCAACUUUUUGCAAGAGAUACAGGUAUGUUUUUGUAUUUCUUCCUAGUCCUUAAAGCGUUGUUGUUGUUGUUGGCCUGUACUAUAGUCUGAAGUCAGCAGCUGUACAGUGGUUGUGAGAUAACCUCAUUCUCAGCACAGCAUAUACCGCAAUAGUAUACAAGGUGGUGUGAAAUUGUAUGUGCAAGUGGCAGUGUUGGAAUGACUGUGUUGCUAUGUAUGUAUAUUGAUUUACACCUAGCCCUGUAAAGACCUCAGUAAAUUUGAUUUAACUUUGAUAAUGUAGGGCAUAGUUGAUCAGUGAUAUCAUACAUGAUUCAAGUAAAAGUGACCUCGCUAGUAUUACAAGCUAUGAGAUUUCAUAAGUACUGUAACACUUAUUGGUGCUGAACUGGAAAUUACCACAGCCUUAAUAGUCUUCGUUUGAGUGCUUUGGUGAUGAAAUUAAAAUUUCUCUGUAAAGAGACGUAGGCCUAUACUGAUUUCUUGAUGGCAGAACCAUACUUGCAUGUAUCCUCAUUGAUUAGUAUGGAUAAUCACAGAAUAAGCCGAGCCAAAACUUGGUUAUUAAGUAUACCAUUGUAAUAAUAGAUGAAAUAUGUUUCAAGUAGUUUUUAAUGAUUUUUUUUUCGUCACAGCAGAAACUGUUAAUUUUAAAAGAUCACAGUUCACAAGUCAUUUUGUGAAACUCAUUGUUAUUGUGAAACCUAUCAUUAUUGUUAUGCAAUACAUAUUUCUGUAUCAGUAUAGCUGUUUAAGCAUGUAUAAACCUUGUCUGUGCGCCUUGGUUUUAUUUUAGAGUCGCAAGAUAUAUUGCCAAAUAAAUGUUUUAUAUAUAUACA